Molecule: messenger RNA, 576 nt
Organism: Epithele typhae
Lineage: Eukaryota; Fungi; Basidiomycota; Agaricomycetes; Polyporales; Epitheliaceae
Exons: 2
Coding region: 1-576 (191 amino acids)
Source: RefSeq, a predicted model, not a curated record
AUGAUGAUCGUGUACAUCGACGGCCACUCGCCGUGGCUCACCAUGGUGCGCCUCUCCCCUUCGGCGGCGCGCUGUGCCUCCUCGUCGCCCUCCCGUGCUCGCGACCUCCGCGCGCUCAUCCGGCGCAUCCGCACCGACCGCCGCCGUGCGCGCGCCCGCGCCCGCGCCGCCGCCACGGCGCUCGCGCUCCGCGACGACGCCGCGCGCCGCCGCCGCGAGCAGUUCGAGUUCUACUACCGCGAGUUCUACCGCGAGGCCUACUACGACCGCCAGCACCCCCCGGACACGCCCCGCGCGCACCGCCGCGAGCACCGCGACCACGACGGCCCCCGCCCCCCGAGCACGAGCGCGAGCACGGCGCGCGCCCCAGCAGGACCGCGCGGACACCCCGCGAAGCCGCAGCACGCGAUCGCGCCCGGCGGCGCGGGGGACGGCGUCGAGCGCAUCUACACGCCCGGCGCGCUGUGCACGCUCGUCGCGGCGUACCGCGAGGUGCGCACGAUGACCCUCGUCGUGCCGGAGCGCACGAUGACUUGGCCAGGCGCCGAGGCGCCCCGGCGCACGAAGAUCACGUAG